Molecule: messenger RNA, 4198 nt
Organism: Polistes canadensis
Lineage: Eukaryota; Metazoa; Arthropoda; Insecta; Hymenoptera; Vespidae
Product: carboxyl-terminal PDZ ligand of neuronal nitric oxide synthase protein-like
Exons: 12
Coding region: 232-2217 (661 amino acids)
Molecular function (GO): nitric-oxide synthase binding
Source: RefSeq, a predicted model, not a curated record
GGGAUCUUUGGUGUGCCUUCUUACUACCGUGUCUACUAACUUGAAUGCGUGAUUAUUCCUUUCGCCUGAGCGGUUGGCCGUCCACCAACCUAAAGCUACGUUCACAAACAAUUUCUACGUUUUUUUACGUCGAACCGAAUCCAAGCGGUUGAUGAGAACCGAUCGAGUUCGAUCGUCCAAUCAGCUGUCGGCGAGACUGGACGAACGAGAUCGAAUGAAGCUGGAAGAAGCAUGCCCUCUAAGAAGCAGUAUAAUCUCGUGCAUAAUGACGAGUACGAUACACGAAUACCGCUACACAGCGAGGAGGCUUUUCACCGUGGAAUCAUCUUCCACGCCAAGUUCAUCGGUUCUAUGGAGGUACCACGACCAACUAGCAGAGUUGAAAUCGUAGCAGCGAUGCGAAGGAUUCGCUACGACUUUAAGGCGAAAGGGAUUAAGAAAAAGAAAGUGACGUUGGAGGUAUCGGUCGACGGGUUGAAGGUCAUGCUCCGGAAGAAGAAGAAAAAACAACAGUGGAUGGAAGAGAACAAAAUGUAUCUGAUGCAUCAUCCAAUUUACAGGAUAUUCUACGUCUCCCAUGACAGUCACGACUUGAAAAUAUUUAGUUACAUAGCUCGCGACGGUAGUAGUAACACAUUUAAAUGUAACGUCUUCAAAUCGAGUAAAAAGAGCCAAGCGAUGAGGGUUGUUAGAACCGUUGGCCAAGCAUUCGAGGUGUGCCAUAAAUUAAGUGUAAAUAAUGCUAACGACGAUGCUAGAGAUCGUGGGGAAAAGGAAAAGGAAAAGGAUCAUAGCAACGAGAACCAUCGUGACGUUUACGAGGAACAAGAUGAAAAUACUUUAGAACAAUCGCAACCAUCCCCGUUGACGUUGCACAAAGACAUAUCGUUGUUGGGAGAAGCAGAGGAUUUGAUACAAGAACAAUCUUCGGUGUCAUGUUUUUUAAGAUCUCACGAUGUUCCAGUAACAACAGCUUCUACCUCACCUAUUAGACAAUCGCCAUCGGGUACAGUAGCAUCCGAUUGUGGAGGUGGGGGUGGUGGUGGUUUAUUGAUAGGAGGCGAGUUAACUGCACUCAAACACGAGAUACAACUUUUACGAGAAAGAUUAGAGCAACAGAGUCAACAAACCAGAGCUGCAGUAGCUCAUGCAAAACUUCUACAGGAUCAGCUUGCAGCAGAGACCGCUGCACGCAUCGAGGCUCAGACGCGAACGCAUCAAUUGUUAGUGCAAAACAAAGAAUUGUUGGAACAUAUAGGAGCAUUGGUUGGUCAUCUCAGGGAACAAGAACGUAUAUCCAGUGGCCAUAUAAAUACGCAAUCACAAAUGUUGUCUGCAUCAUCUAAUACGACGACGACGACGACAACGACGACAACUGCGACAAAUCAUCAACAGUCAUCAACCAUUCCUGAUUUACCUAAUCUCGGCCAGUGUUGCCAACGAAGCGGAGAACAAAGUUUAUCUUGGGAAUCGGAUCCAUCGGCUUUUACAUAUUGCCCAUAUUCUAUGGAUUCUUUGUAUCAUCCUGGUAGUCUCGGUGUUAUGGGAAUUCAAGGAAACAACAGUUCUACGGAUCAAUUACAUUUCCAAGCGCAAUUAAUGGAAAGACUUCAUAAUAUAAGUCCGUACCAAAGUCAAAGAUCACCAUACGGUACGCCGUCACCAUACGCGAUGCAACCAGCAGGAUUUUUAUUGUCUCCUAAUUCCAGGCCAUCCAACUCGGCGCAACUUUCACCAAAUUCAAUAUCACUGAGAGUCUCUCAACCCAAUAGUUUCACUCCGUCACCUGUUAUGAAUCACAAAUUGGAUAAUUACAGGACAACAGCUACGAGCAUCGCGGAAAAUGCGGAUAUUCAACAAGCGUCGUUCAUUAAACCGUUACCUUGUAAGGCCAAUGAUCACAAUUCCUCAUCGUUAGAUAUUAAUAAGAUCAAACAAGAACGUUAUUAUAGUCAAGAUGAGAUACCACCGAUAGUUUUGGAUCCACCACCGCAAGGCAAACGUACGGACGGGGGUACCAUUGUCAAAGAACUGCCCAUCAAAGAAAAUUCUUUAAAUCCUAAUAACGAAAAAGGACAAGUUCAGAAAAAAUUAACCGCUAUGUUACGUUCCCCUGGUCCACCACCAACUCGGACAACCAGUGCUCGUCUACCACCGAGAAAUGAUUUAAUGAGUCAGGUCAAAAGGACAACUUGGGCACGUCAUACUACGAAAUAAUUGACAUACACAUAUAUUUCUUUUUUCUUUUUUUUUCUUAAGACUUUAAACGAAUAACGUCGUUAGUCUUGUAUUUCACUUGUGCCAAAGGAAUUAUGCACAGCAACGGUCGCGCCAAGUUUUUUUAAAUAUGUAAAUAAAUCCUUUGUAUUACCCUGUCGAGAAAAAGAGACGAACAUGCGGACGGAUAUAGAUUAUUAUUUGUAUAUACAUUGAGAACAAAAAAAAAAAUACACGUGUAUUUUUUUGGCACAUAGAUUUGCGAGGGAUAAUGAAUUUCUUCUUCUUCUUCUACUUCUACUUUUUUCUUUUUUUUUAAAUAAGAAAAAAGACGCGUACAAGAGAUGAUUAAUCUGGUUAAUAUUAUUCCUCGGGCAUGUCUAUAUCGUCGACAUAUGUAGGCAGUAAUCACUUAUUUCGUGCUACUGGAUGCGUGCUGAUGCCUUUUAACACCCAUGAGUUAAUAAAGUCGGCUUGUAUUCAUUAGUAGAAAUAUCAUUGCGAAUUCCGUUUCCAUCAAACAGUACCUUGGUGAAUCUUGGUAAAGACGGUACACACUUGAAAUCCGUUGAAUAAUCUCGUUAUGGUAAUAUCAUUUUUCAAAAAAAUAAUAAUAAUUAUAAAUCAUCGAUUAUCAUCGGACAAAUAUAUUACAAAUUCGAACGUAGAUUUUCUUUCUUUUUUUUUUUUAUUGUUAAUCGGUGUCGUAUCUUUCGUAAAAUUGACGUUAAUUAUAAUAUAACGCGCGAAAACGAAGAAGGAUAACAAUUUAACUGAGAGAUUAUUUUGUGUAAAUCAAUAAUAUGGAAAGAAAAAGAUUACCCGGUAUAUUGAGAAGAGUAAGUAGGAUAUAUUUUUAUAUUAACGCAUUGUUGACCGGUCGCAGAUCAGUAUUUAAAGGAAAAAGUUUGAAGUCUCAAUAAUUAACAUUCAUUUUUAUAAAUUACAUUUUGUUUAAUGUAUUUUAAAUUGUUACAUUUCAAUAAAUGCGAAUCAAUUUCCUUCAAGCUUUUUCCUGACAACUAAGAGACCACGUUUUACAAAUAAAAUACUCACCGAUAUAUAUUAAAUCAUUAUUAAAAUAAUUUCAUUAAUAUAUUGUUACAUUUUUUUCACGUACAAUUAGAAAAUAAUAACCGACUGACUGAUAAGGAAAUAAAAUUCUAAAUAAUAAUUGCUGGUCAACGAUGGAAAUAAGAUUGAACGUUAAGAUAAAUAUUACAAAUUUGUUAUUAUCUAUCCUUGACUGAACAUUCCCGAAGCUUUCGAUUUCCAUUGAACAUAAUUAAAUGAAAUUAGAAGGUGUGUGGGUGGGAUCGCGUGAGAGAAACGAAGGAUAAUCGAAUAUGGUAUUAGAUAAAUCCUUAGGGUAUAGGCUUAAUGUUUUUUAGAAUGCUCGAUCGUGUUAUCGUUAAUAUCAUUGAAAAAGAAACGAUGUAAAAUAAAAUGUGAAUGCUCAUGGGGAUUACUGGACAAAUUAUAUUACAUGCAUAAUUCUAGUAAUAAUUUUACUUGAAAAACAAACAUAUGUAUUACACGUAUCUUCCUUCGUUUCUUUCUCCCCCUACAAACUUCCCCACCUUCUCGAUUUCAAAAAAAAACACAAACCCCUUGUUGGAAACUUUGAGUAGAAAACAAUACUACUGUUAUCUGUUUUAUUCGACUUAGGUGAUUCUUUUUUUUUCGGGGGUUUGUUAAGAAAUCGCGUGUCGCACGUAUGUUUAAUAGAAAAUACGACGAUUAUUAUGGAACUGAAGGGUGGAGUCUACAAAAAAGGACGAACGGUUUUAUAAGGGUGUGGCAGCGUCGCGAUCGUUUAUACGUGCGUCUCGGUAUUUUUCUCACAUUUGUAACAUUAACGAUUAAUUAUCUUCAUUUUUGAAUGGAUCAUUUAACAAGUUGCACAUGUUUUUUCUCAGUCGAUAGUUUCACAAUUCUCUUGAUGUCAUUUUUAUGUAAUAUAUCGUUAACAUUAUUUAAU